AUGGUAUCUGGAAACAUCACUUGCCUUGGGACUACACACCAGAGUGCUCAGAGCCCUUUUCACAUCCAUCGAGUUGCUCAAGAUUCAGAACUUUUCUUCACAGACGACGAGGCUCAGUUCAGCUUCCUACAGGCUCGCUCUACUUUGUCAUGCCGGCUCGUCAAUAAGCUUGGAUUGGCCCGAAACAGCCUUUCACUCAUCACCGAAGAAGUCGUAAACUACGACGCAACAGCCGUUGCAGAUGCCAUCACAGCCACAGAAGCCGUCACUCUACACGUACCUGACGUCGCGAAUCGUCGCUUCGUCAUCCCACGACCUCUCAGAGCCUGCUUUAUCGGCAGGAAAACAGAGCUGGCGAAGCUGGACCAAGCGUUCCACGAUGUCACCAAGUCUACUCAGCAACGGUUCGUUAUCUUUGGACCUGGCGGAUCAGGAAAGACAGAGCUUGCCUUCAAGUUUGCCACCGAGUACAAAGACAAGUUCUGGGGUGUCUUCUUCAUAGAUGGCAGCUCUCAGAAAAACGCCUCCAGCAGUUACGCCGAGAUCGCCACCAUCGAUGGUCUACUUAUUAUCGACAAUGUGGAUGAUGACGAAACAGAUCUGGAGGAGCUGUUAACUGUUGGGGACAAGGGCUGUGUGAUCAUCACGACACGGAAUCCAUUGCAUAUGACCCAUGGCAAUGCAGGGGAUCGGUAUCUUGAACUUCUUGCCAUGGACCCCAAGGAGGCGGAGGAGGUAAUUCUGCGAGCCGCCGAAGAGCCGAGGCCCUGGGCACAAACAACUAUCGACUCGGCCAACUCGAUAUGCAAAGCCUUUGGUUUCCUUCCGCUUGCUCUUGUCCAAGCAGCCAAAGCCAUUCUCAAGGGCAUCUGCGACUGGCCCAACUACCUCUCAUCAUACGACAGCGAGAUCAGACGAAUCCGCCGCAACUACCAUAGCCGGAAUAGAAGUAUCCCAAGGGAUAAGAAGCGCGUGGACGACGAUAGUAGCUUUACAGUCUUCUCUACCUAUGAGAUCCUACAUCGAAACCUCGAGGAGUCUCCGAGGGAGAAAUGUCAGGAUGCGGUGGAAUUGCUCCACGUGUUUUCCUUCUUUCAUUACCAGAACAUACGACCCGACGUGCUUAUCAACGCUGCCAUCAACCCACUCAAGGAAGAGCAGCAGCAGAGAGAGGACUCUGAACAGGAGCAGGAACUACACAGCAAGCUUCACAGCCCCAAACGCAAGCCGUGGGGGAUGUUCUUCCGCGAGCUCAGAGCUUACUUUAGCUCUCAAAUGGCGACACCACCCCCUUGGCCAGGAGUACUCAGAAACAGGGACAACCUUGGCCUUGAAGAUCUGGAGGAUGAAGUUGAAGACCGGCUUCGAACUGCACCCAGUGUCUUGGUAGAGAGGUCCCUGGUGACGAGGCAGGAGAGGUCUACCGGCCGUUACAGCAUGCACAGGCUCAUCCGCAAAUGGGUCAGGGAACUCCCAGAAAUGCCGACCUCCCACUCCCACCAAGCGCUCUGGUGCCAGAUAUCCAUGGCGACUUUGUCUUCGAGCAUCCGGCGCUUACCACACGGCGAUAAUGAGCCAGAAAACCAUGCUCGACGUGAACUACUGCCGCACAUCACACACGUACGCUAA
Messenger RNA from Podospora anserina S mat+, 1629 nucleotides. RefSeq lists its product as uncharacterized. Gene Ontology annotation, molecular function: ATP hydrolysis activity. Bases 1 to 1629 code for a protein of 542 amino acids. The transcript is spliced from 2 exons. Lineage: Eukaryota; Fungi; Ascomycota; Sordariomycetes; Sordariales; Podosporaceae. The record is from RefSeq and is a predicted model, not a curated record.